AUGAACAUGAAUAUAAAAGAUUCAUUUUUUGAUGAUCCUGAUGAAACUACCUUUUGGAAUGUGACAGAUUUUCCAAAAAAAGUGGCUACCUUAGAGAUGCAUGACACAAUGUACAUAGAGCAAGAUUCAGAGUUAUGUAAAGGAACUUUAGGAAUCUCGAAUAAUUAUCUACUUUAUUUCAAAAAUUAAGUAAAUUUAACUAAAUAACCAAUAGACAAUAAAGAAAUGGAUUAAUUUAGAUAAUGCUACUAUUGAAUAUACAAAGCAUUAGAAGGUAGGACUUGGAAUAAAAAUAAUAAAAAAUAAAUAAUAUUUUGAAUUUUUUGGAGAUGUAGAACCAUGGUACAAUUAUUUGAAGCAGUUUUGUAUUCAAAGAAAUUUUUCUCAUCAUUACACAUUACAAAAAAAGAUUGGAUAAGGAAAUUUUGCAGAUGUAUUAUAUUAUCACUAAAUAUAGGUAUUCAAAGCUGUAAAUAAAUGUGAUGGGUCUGAAUAUGCGAUAAAGUGCUUUAGAAAAGCAAAGUUAAAUGAAAGUGUUGAUAGAUUAGCUAUAAUCAAAGAAAUAUCAAUUAUGAAAAAAAUUUAACAUGAAUCUAUUAUUCGUUUAUAUGAAGUAUUUGAAGGAGAUGAAUUUUUGUUUUUAGUUUUAGAAUAUUUGAAAGGUGGUGAAUUACAUAAAUAUAUGAAAAAAUCACCUCCUUUUUCAGAAGAAAAAUGUGCUAAAUUAAUUUUUAGAUUAUUGAAAGCUGUUUCUUCAAUUCAUAAAAAAGGAAUUUUGCACAGAGAUAUAAAACCAGAAAAUAUAAUGUUAAGAAACAAAGAUGAUAUUGAUAACAUUUGUAUAGGUGAUUUUGGAUUAGCUGAUUAUUACUCUUAAAGUGGUUAAUACUUAUUUACAAGAUGUGGAACUCCAGGAUAUGUAGCUCCAGAACUAUUAUAGGACAAAAUUUAUGAUUUCAAAAUAGAUAUUUAUAGCGUAGGAAUAUUAAUGUUCAUUUUAAUAGCAGGAAAAUCUCCAUUUGAUGGUAAAGAUUACGAUGAUGUUGUGAUGAGAAAUUAUUAUGCUAAAGUUAAAUUUGAGGAAUGUAAAUUAAGUGAUAUCGGUAUGGAUUUACUUUAGGGACUCAUGAAUAAAAAUCCAAUUAAAAGAUUAACAGCUGAAGAAGCUCUAAAUCAUCCAUGGUUUGCUACUGAAAAUCUAACUAAAACAUGUUAAUUCAAAAUCAGAAAAUAGAAUCAAACUAUAAUAAAGAAAUUAGCUUAUUUUGAUAUGAAUAUUAAUCAAAAUGCUGCUAUUUCAACUUAAUUUAGUCCAAAGAGUUCAUUAUCCAGUCUUAGUCCUUAUUGUGUUACAAAAUGUAAUAUUGAAGAUAGUCCUUAAACACCAAAUACUCCUGCUACACUCUAACCUAUUAAUACUUCAAGAACACCUGGGACUUAUAAAUUAAGAUAGGUUAAAAGAUCCCAAAUUCCUUUAAAAUAAUUAUGA
This is a messenger RNA of Paramecium sonneborni, 1489 nucleotides long. Lineage: Eukaryota; Ciliophora; Oligohymenophorea; Peniculida; Parameciidae. The record is from the annotation of a GenBank genome assembly.